GCUCGUCAUUACAGGAGUGGGGCACUACUGUUCGCAUACUAGUGGUUUCAGAUACAGUUUGUCUGAAAAGAAGUGUCAUACAGGAAGAAAAAAUGGGGAAAAGGAAAGAAGGUCCAGUGAGCUCUGACGAGGAAGCUGGGGACGACUCUAGCAGCCAUUCCCCACACAAGAAGCACAAAAAGCACAAGAAGAAACACAAGAAGAGGAAGUCAGAUGAACAUAGUGGGCCUCUGACAUACAGUGCCAGUCCCUGCAGUGAGGGAAAGUCUACCAUAAAGCUGAAGAUAAAGAUUGGUGGCGAAACUCUGGGCACCAAGAGUGUGGCAGAAGAAGUGUUUAUAAAAUCACCAUCCAAACCAGCCCCUGCCAUCAAUGUGACAGACAACUCCUGGGAAGAUGAUGACGAUGAUGGUGAUGUUGAUGUAGACACUGGAACAGAUGACCACAAGAAAAACCUUGAAGAGUCGGACGAGGAGAAGUGGCUGGACGCUCUGGAGAAGGGGGAACUGGAUGACUGUGGAGAGCUGAAGAAGAUGAAAGACCCAGCUUUACUGACUGCGAGACAGAAAGCACUGCUUCAUGGUAAACAAGACAAGGAUUUGCUGCAGUUACCAUCAGGUUAUAAAGUCACAGAGUUGACAGAAGAGCAGAUCCAGAGACGACAACAACGAGCAAAGAAGAGGCGACAGCAGGCCCAGGAGAAACGCGAAAAGGACAAGAAACAAACUAUUGACAGGCUUUUGAAGAAACAGGCCACUAAAGGGAAAGGACCCAAGAAUAAGUCCAGGAGAGCCAAUAUUCCACGUUUCUGCUACCGGAACAUGCGGGAUUCAAUCACUAUCUCCAUACCACAAGGAUAUAAUGUACCCAUCCUGACCCAGCCUCUGGAACCUCACAAGGUGCCACCAUCGAAGGUGACCUGUGGGGUGGCUGGGUGCAAGAACCUUAAGAAGUAUUCCUGCUCUAAGACUGGUGUGCCACUCUGUGGUUUAGAAUGCUACAAGAAAAACCUAAGCAGCCAAGGUAACAUGACUAGACGCUCCUCACAGACUGUUGCGGCUGUGAGGUGAAAUCCUCAGCCUUGCCAUCCGUAGGAUAUCAUCAGAGACAGUUGCCACUUCAGUAGCCAUGGUAUUAUGAGUAGGUGAUUAUCAGAAACUGUUUGCUACAGUGAGACAAAACACCAGCAGCCACGGUAGAACGAACAGGGAAUCGUCACAGACUGUUGCCACUGAGGUAAAAAUCUCAAAAGCUUGGUAGCAUGAGCAGAAGAUCAUCAAAGACUUGCCACAGUGAGGUAAAACUCCAGCAGCCAUGGUAGCAUGAACAGGAAAUCAUCACAAACUGUUGCCACUGUGAGGUAAAAACCUCAGAACCUUGGUAACAUGAGCAGAAGAUCAUCAAAGAUUUGCCACAGGGAGGUAAAACUCCAGCAGCCAUGGUAGUAUAAGCAGAAGAUCUUUGCAGAUUAUUGCCACCUUCAGGUAAAAACUCCAGGAGCCAUAGUAGUGUGACCUGGCUUUCCCUUCAAACUGUUGCCACCUUGAGGUAAAGACCUUAGAAGCCAUGGUGGCAUGGCCUGGUGUUCCAUCAAACUGUUGCCACCUUGAGGUAAAGACCUUAGAAGCCAUGGUGGCAUGGCCUGGCGUUCCAUCAAACUGUUGCCACCUUGAGGUAAAGACCUUAGAAGCCAUGGUGGCAUGGCCUGGCGUUCCAUCAAACUGUUGCCACCUUGAGGUAAAGACCUUAGAAGCCAUGGUAGCAUGAGAAGGGGAUCAUAAAAGACUGUUGCAUCUGAGUUAUAGAAGGCAAGAACCAUCAUCGUGUCAGCCCCGCCAUCAUUGCUCUGAUAAACAAAUAUAAUGUUCACAACAUGGGGCUUUAGACCUACAAAACCUGUAUCAUGUAUUGUAGAUUUCUCUCUGUAACUCUCACAGCUGUUACCAUAGUUACCAUAGUCUGUAACUACGAUAAAUGUACAUGGAAGUUUGCCUAUUACUAAGCUACACAGUUUGCCUGACUCUGAUAGUUCUGUUGAGUUAAGAAAGUUCCUUUUGUUCUUUGAUGUAAUAGCCGUAAAAACGGACAGCCAUUCUGUCCAGUACACACAGAAAUUCAUCGGGAUAUUUUUUUGAUACAGGUUUAGGCACUUUGGCGGCGGUUUCAACUCCGGUCAUUUUUCUAGUGAUUCACUGGCGUCACUCUGGAGUACGAGAUUAAAGGCUAACAAAAUAAUCCUCCCACAAUAAUGCUGGCCGCUGACUAUAAGUGAAAUAUUCUUGAGUACAGCAUAAAACACCAAUCAAAAUAAAUAAAAUCAACAAAAUAAAAUAAUUAAAUGAAUUUGUUGGCCAAGUCAUGCUUUCGAAGAGACAAAUUGUGACCUGUCACAAGCAAAAAAACAGAGAAAGAAAAUAAUUUUAAAACAAAGAUUUUAAUGAAGGCAAGAAUAAUGUGCUUACUGUAUUUACAGGUAUGGUUUAUGUUUGGGUGUAAUAUUUAUAUGAUCACACAGUAACACAGUAUUGUGAAUUCUCUUGAAAAAUAACAUUAACAUCCUUAACAUUCUUUUGAUGUUAAAUAUAGUUUGAGUAAACGUGUUAAAAUGUGUUUUUGUUAAUUUGGGUAUUUCAUCACCCACUAAGGUAUAGACUAUGUACAUGUACGUGUACACGUAAAGGAAGCUCACAUACAGGCAAACAAGGAUAUACAGGCAUCGCAACACUUCUGAAUGUGGACUAUGGCGCACGAAUUCUGUAUGAAAAAGCGUCAAACUACUCGUUUCUUUUUAAACUGUAUAGUGUAAUUCUUCUACUCGUUUCUUUUUAAACUAUAUAGUGUAAUUCUUCAACAUAUUCGACCGGCUCGGAUAGCACAGUUGGUAGAGCGUCGGCUUUGGGAGCGGUAGAUCCAGGAUGAAUCCUGGGUCGAGUCCCACCUAAGAGGAAGUUGUAACUUCCUCGCUUGGCGUUCAGCAUAAAGGGGAUAGUGCAACCACUGGUUGACCCGUAUCAGUAUAAUGGCUUGGGCGAAGCGGCUUACUUGCCUUCGGUAAGUCAUCUCAGUGAAGCAACAAGAGCGGUGGAAAUCUGUCCUGCAACAAGGAGGCACAUCACCUACACCCUAAGUAUUUCUUCGUCGCCAUAUGACUGAGAAAUUGUUUAAUACGUUAAACCCCAAGCACUCACUCACUCACUCAACAUAUUCGCCUGUGUGCAAGGUGUUUAUUUAAGAAUGUCCUGAAGACAUUAUUCUAUGUAGAUUGAUAGAAUUGAUUGAUUGACACUUAUUGUGACGCCCUGCAGUUGGCCAAUCCAACCAAUGUAGUUUUGUCUCCAAAAUUAACUUUAAAAUGUGCAUAAACUGCACUGAAAGUUGCUCUUUUAAUAUGCGAAAAGGGUUGAGGAAUUAAGCUACAUGAAGAAACAAGAAAUUAUUUUCGGGAAAAUAAGACAUAGGCCAACUAAAAGACAUUGAAUGUAAACAGGUGCAUGUAGUUUGGUCAUUUGUACAAGUUAUCCAGUGAAAUAUUUAAAAAGACUAGACAGAUAAAACAUUCAAUGAGUAUAAGACACAUGUACAUGUAGCUUACCUAAAGCAAGAUCAUUACAAGAAGGGAUAGAGUAGAAAACGUUACAUAUAUAAAC
This is a messenger RNA of Liolophura sinensis, 3647 nucleotides long. RefSeq names its product INO80 complex subunit B-like. Gene Ontology annotation, cellular component: Ino80 complex. NCBI's taxonomy places the organism in Eukaryota, Metazoa, Mollusca, Polyplacophora, Chitonida, Chitonidae. The record is from RefSeq and is a predicted model, not a curated record. Gene Ontology annotation, biological process: chromatin remodeling. The coding region runs from base 93 to 1070 and encodes 325 amino acids. The transcript is spliced from 9 exons.